Erpetoichthys calabaricus (reedfish) is the source of this 2976-nucleotide messenger RNA. It is a transcript of the gene stambpl1, whose product is annotated as STAM binding protein-like 1. Bases 684 to 1988 code for a protein of 434 amino acids. The transcript is spliced from 11 exons. Lineage: Eukaryota; Metazoa; Chordata; Cladistia; Polypteriformes; Polypteridae. Gene Ontology annotation, molecular function: K63-linked deubiquitinase activity; protein binding; metal-dependent deubiquitinase activity. The record is from RefSeq and is a predicted model, not a curated record. Gene Ontology annotation, biological process: protein K63-linked deubiquitination. Gene Ontology annotation, cellular component: endosome; membrane.
UCCUCCUUCUCCGGCCUCCCUUGACUGACGGGUCUUAACCGUGUAGGCUGGUGUGGCGUCCUGAGAAGUAACCGAAAUAUAAAACGUGUUCGCGUGGCGCGCCUGUACUUCGCGCGAACCACUUUGAAAUUUCCCUGAUGACCCGAGCCGUGGACGUAUUUAUAAACGUGGUUUUGCUAAAUAUGGUCUUUUUUUUAGCAAUCGUGCGCAAGGAAGCUGAAGCGCGCUCUCGACGUGUUUCGCGGUGACCUAGCAGCUUUCGCACGGGUGACACCUUCCAGUCGUGCGACGAUAUCUGGUCCUUCAAGCGAUUGGCUGUGCUAGACUGAUCUCGGCAGGUUAAUUCCCAAUGAUUGUUCCAUGGACGUUGAAGGUCCUUUAUUUUUCACCGUUUUUUUAAACCGAGUAUACAAAGAGUUAAGUGUCGGUCACUGUUGUUUGCUUUGAACAAUAAAGCUGAAAGAUAAAAAAAAAAACAAAGAGAAGAGCACGCGGACUGAGAAGCGACAACAGCCAUUUCCACUCUGCUUCAACUACAGGCUGCUGAUUCCGCAGUGGCUUCAAUCAUGCACUGCCAAUGAGCCGCAGAGAGGCAUGCUGCUUGCCAGAGUUCGAAUGGGUGCCAGGGAUUUAGCCGCUUUGUUAUGAAAAAAAGCAUCAGGAAGAAGUGAUCAUCCCCCAUCAUGCAGUCUGCUGGAAACAUAGACCAGACAUUCAGCUUCAGCACACUGAAGAAGCUUGCUGCUGAACCUGACCACACAGAUGUCACUUUAACUCCUGAAGAAAGAGUGCGAGCAUUAAGCAAGCUGGGCUGCAACAUUGAAAUCAAUGAAGAUAUCACUCCUAGGCGCUACUUCCGCUCAGGACUGGAGAUGGAGCGCAUGGCUGCUGUGUACUUGAAGGAAAAUAACCUUGAAAAUGCCUUUGUGCUUUAUAAUAAAUUUAUAACUUUAUUUGUAGAAAAACUUCCAAGUCACCGGGACUACCAUCAAUGUACAGUUCCAGAAAAACAAGACACAAUGAAGAAAUUGCAAGACAUAGCUUUUCCCAAAACCGAUGAACUGAAAAAACUUCUACUGGAGAAGUAUAGCAAAGAGUAUGCAGAAAAUAAAGGAAACCAAAGCAGAACUAUAAAUGAAUGCACCAAAAUUUUGGAAAAUUGCCAUCUGAUUGAGGAGGAGAAGCAGCGUGUUGCUCAAAUGCGAAAACUACAGAUUGAAUCUGAACAGUUUCGUUUCUUUGAGGAACAGCUGCGCAGGCAAGAAGAAGCAAGCAAAAAAAAUGAGGCUACCAUGAAGGUUUUUGAGCAAACGGAUGGAGGUAGUCUUUCCUGCAUAUCCUCUCCUAAUAAAAAUAAUUACAAGGGAAAACGUCAUCCAGAUAUAAACUCCAUCAUCCAGUCUCCUCCUGUUAACAGAGCACUCAAACCAGCAGCAACACUCAGUGCUAUACAAAAUCAAAAGGUGCUUGGGCUGAGAAAUAUUGGGAUUCCUAAAGACCUCUCCCAUAAUUUUUUGGUCCUUGCAGACCACAAUACUGCUAGAGGAAUAGAAACUUGUGGAAUUCUUUGUGGAAAGCUGACUCGCAAUGAAUUUGUGAUUACUCAUGUAGUUGUUCCAAAGCAAUCUGCUGGCCCAGAUCACUGUGAUGUGGAGAAUGUAGAGGAGCUUUUUAGCUUCCAGGACCAGCACGAUCUCCUGACUCUUGGAUGGAUUCAUACACACCCAACCCAGACUGCCUUUCUUUCUAGUGUGGAUCUUCAUACUCAUUGCUCAUAUCAACUAAUGCUGCCAGAGGCCAUUGCAGUUGUUUGCUCUCCAAAACACAAUGAUACCAAAGUCUUCAGACUAACUGAUGCUGGGAUGUCUGAAAUAUCUGCCUGUAGAAAUAAAGGAUUUCAUCCUCAUUCCAAGGAUAUUGCAUUAUAUGAAGUCUGUAAACACACUGUUCUGAAAGAAAUUAAAUCAAUAGUUCUGGACCUAAGGUGACAGUUAAAGAAGAGUGCUGCAAAAUCAAGAAAUGUCAAUGUGAAGAAAUGCUCCCUCAAUAAUACUGAAAACUUAUGAAUAAAGCCUUUAUAUUUACAAUAUACAUAUAUAUAUAUUUUAGUUUAAUAUUUUUAUAAAUAGUUCAUCUAUUUUUAUUAUUUUUUUACUGUUUUGCGUUGCUAAUGUGGCAGUUUGCUAAUGUGAUAAUAUUUUGCUAAGGCCAUAUGAAUGCUAAUUUUUGAGACUGAUAUGAACUUUAAAUUUGAAGUCUACAAUACAAAUAGAAUAUCAUUUUUAAUUCUAAAGGUUUGCGUCCUGAAAUUACUUUCAUAUUAUUCAGCAGAACCUGCAGUUUUCCUUAACAUAUUAAUUUACAUUUCAAGUAUUUAUAAUAUUUAUUAAGCUUUUAGUGCCAUGAAAAUGAAAAUUUCCUUGUACAUUUUUAUUUAUUAUGUAUAACUUGGAAUUACAUGUUUGCAAAUAAUAGUUUUUGACUUCACUAGUAUUGGGUCAUUCAGUCUGUGUUUUGAUUUAGUAGGUAUAGAUCAUUCAAAUUGGACAGAUUCAUAUCUUGAUUGUUUCAUGUUCUUGCAUGAUGAUACCAUUUUUCUUAUGAACAGAGCUUAUUGAAUGAACAUCUGUGCUUGUGUGCAGUUUUUAAUGAAAGAUAAAAAUAUGAAGCACAAUACUUGAUUUGAGUGUUUCCAUAAAUAGAACUUCUUUGUAAUUUUUGGCGUUACAGAUUUUUUUUUUAAUUAGGAAAAUGCUUUGUGUUAUUCUUUGGUUUUCUGAAAUGGACCAUUGGAUGGAAGAAUAUAUUUUCAAACAUAAUGCUCUUAAAUUGAUUUAAACACAAAUAAUACAAAAUAAUUGUACAAUUACAUUUUUUAUUUUUUUUUUAUUUUAUGAACUGAAUUUAUAUUUGCUUAGCUAGUGUUUUCAAGCCCAAAUGUUGUUGAAAUAAACAAAUACAAAACAGGAGCAAAAA